GAUCGAUGCUCGUAAUCAGCGACGACGUGAAAUCAUCUGUUUUGGCUGCUCGUCAGAGGAUGGCCACCGAAAUGGACACGUCUGACUCCCGAAAACGACCUCUUGAUGGCGAGGUAGAGAGCGGAGUGACAAAACGGUCAAACCCCGGAGGAGCUGACCAUGUCCAUUUCAAAAUCCUCAUCCCUAGUGUAGCAGCAGGUGCAAUUAUUGGUAAAGGUGGCGAAACAUUAACGCAAAAACAAAAAGAAACAGGAGCAAGAGUCAAAAUGUCAAAAGCUAACGAUUUUUAUCCAGCCACAAUGGAACGAGUAUGUUUAAUAACAGGAACAGUAGAAGCUAUAACUAGUAUACACAAUUUUAUAAUGGAGAAGAUCUUAGAAAAACCAGAUCCUAAUCCAAAACCUGUAGACGGUGAAUUAAAAGUGAAUUUAGAAAGACAUAAACAGGACAACAGCCAUGAUUUGUAUGAGAGAAAAUAUCCUUCUUCCCAUAGAUUGCUGGUGAAGAUAUUAGUGCCAAAUAGUACAGCAGGGAUGAUCAUAGGUAAAGCAGGCAACUAUAUAAAAACCGUAAAAGAGGAAAGCGGAGCGUACGUCCAGGUAUCGCAGAAAGCCAAGGAUAUAAAUCUACCAGAAAGAUGUGUGACUAUAUCGGGUGAUAUGGACUGUAACAAAAAGGCAGUGGCUAUGAUACUACAGAAGAUAGCCGAGGACCCUCAGAGUGCAAGCUGUCCCAAUAUAAGUUAUGCUGAUGUACAUGGACCUGUAUGUAGUUCAAAUCCCACCGGUUCACCAUUUGCAACAAAUCCAACCGCUGCCACUACCGGUGGGCGAGCAGAGGGACAGUGUCCAGCCCAACCUGUGCAGCCACAACAGCAACCAGGCAUGAUGACAAGUAACAAUAAUAUGAACAACAAUCUAGGUUCGGGGAUUACGAAUUUAAACCUGAGUGCUGCCAACAUAGGAGGAGCUGGAAUGUUUGGAAAUGCCGGCAUGAAUAGCCUGAGCUUGGAGAACCUGAAAGCAACACUGCGAGGUAGUGGCUAUUCUGAUCAGGCUACUGAUGACAUCAGUACCGCUAUGUGUACUCUUGCAAACUAUGGAUUUCUAGGGAUGGGAAUGGGAAUGGGGGGUCAGCAAGGGGGAUUUAGUCUCAACCUUGGUGGGGGCACUGGUUUAGGUGGACUCAAUCUAGGCGGAGGGGCUGCAAAUUCGUUUGGCAGUGCCAAUAUGGCAGCAGGAGGUGGUACAGUAGAGAGCGCUGGUGGGAUGUUUGGUCCUGUUGGCAGUGGCUCGUCUAUGGGGGCUGGUAGUGCUGGGGGUUCAAGCUUAUUCAGCACAUCCUCAGCCAAUCCAGUGGUGGAUAACACCUCCAUGUUCACAGAGGCUUAUAAUACUAGCGCUUUCAAUCCUCCCCAAGGGUAUGGUAGUGUCAAUGAUACUGUGAUCAACCAGAAUUCAUUUGGAUUGAGUUUGGCUGGGCAGUUCAGUGGCUCUGGGGCAGCCACUGCUCCACAACCUUUGCAAGACAUGAGCGGUGAUAAGAAUGCUCCUUGUAAAAAGGAAAUGGAAGUGCCUGAGAAUCUGGUAGGUGUUAUUCUAGGCCCUGGUGGCAAGGGAAUCAAUGAGCUAAAGCUAGCAACCCAGGCCAACAUCCAGAUUUCUAAGAAAGGUGUGUUUGCACCUGGGACUCGGAACCGCAUUGUAACGAUCACUGCCACCGCAGAACAUGUGAAUAGGGCUUACCAAGUUAUCCAACAGAAGUUACAACAAGAGGAGUCAAAGCGUGCUAGGCAAACUCAAGGUCAGCCUGUGCGCUAGUAGUACCAUCUCACCUCUUUCACACCUCUCAUGGAUAGUUCUCAUAGACUAUUUCACACAAUCAAAACUCCCUAAGACUUCUCAUUGUGAUAUCUCAUAACUUGUAUAAUAGUGUACCAGUCACUAGAGACUAAUUCAUCCGUCAGCAUUAUAACGUUAUCUCAUAUAUAUCACCGUUAGGACAUAUGACUGUGAGACUGCUUACAGUUUUCAUUGGAUCAUCAAUGUAUAUACAUGUGUAUAUACCACUCAUGUUGCAUCUUCAUGUUACCAUGGUUACAGAUUCAUAUAUAAUCAAUUAUUGUAUGUACAGAUGUACAGAGAGUGAAGGGACAAAUGUGGCUGUUGUUUUUAGUUGACUAUAGUAACAUUGUUGACUUAUUUAUGUUUGUCAUUAUUUUGUACGUGAGUAUCGUGUACACUCUACUGCUUCUACAUAUAAAGUUGGUUGCUGGUCGGA
Messenger RNA from Lineus longissimus, 2280 nucleotides. RefSeq names its product RNA-binding protein Pasilla-like. Gene Ontology annotation, biological process: regulation of gene expression. The transcript has 6 exons. Bases 6 to 1820 code for a protein of 604 amino acids. Lineage: Eukaryota; Metazoa; Nemertea; Pilidiophora; Heteronemertea; Lineidae. Gene Ontology annotation, cellular component: nucleus; cytoplasm. The record is from RefSeq and is a predicted model, not a curated record. Gene Ontology annotation, molecular function: mRNA binding.